Molecule: messenger RNA, 4284 nt
Organism: Poecilia reticulata (guppy)
Lineage: Eukaryota; Metazoa; Chordata; Actinopteri; Cyprinodontiformes; Poeciliidae
Gene: fabp2
Product: fatty acid binding protein 2, intestinal
Molecular function (GO): lipid binding
Source: RefSeq, a predicted model, not a curated record
UUUGUGCCAAACCAAAUCAGUAUUUUUCUAUAAAAUAAAAAUGUUCUUUGGGGCUACAAAACAUGUCUUAGAAAUUUAUAUUUCUUUAUCGACUAUUUGUAACUUCAGACCUUUACAAAAGUAAAUAUGAGCAUAAACAAGGUAAUUUAAAGCUUGAUCAUCAUUAGAACGAGGCAAUUUUGCUUUGUAAGACAGUCCUAUACCUGCUUUUAAACAUGUAAUAGUUUUUAAAGUUCUCCACCUACUGGAUGAUCUGAAAAUCACAUGAUAAAAUAGAUCAAUCUUGCUUUGUCAUAAAAAACAACUUUGAUGCAUUAAGCUCCCCCAGUUCCGGUAAAAAGUGUCCAUAGGGUGGAAUUGUGAUAUUUCAAAACCAAAUAGCCGACUUAGUGCCCAAUUUUGAAUUUAUAGUGGUUUAUCUCUAAUCACCCAAAGUCAUAAUUAUACACACAGACUCAAAUAUUUACAAACGCCCACACUGUUUUUCUGAAUAAAUGUGUCUUGGCACACCACACCCAGUUUAUGGUGAAUAUUUGACCACUUUUUUUAUAAGAAAUAACAAAUAAUUUUUGUUUUUCUGCAUAGACCUGACUUAAAGCAUUGCUUACCCAUUUUCAAGUUGAGGCCAGGGUCAUUCCUAAAGCAUAAUUUUAGCUUCCUUGAUCAACUCUAGGACCAAUUAUAGUCUGGACUUUUAAUCUUGCUGGAAAACUCAACUUUGUCCAUUUUUUAAGAUAUCUUUGACUUGAGGUGAAAAUCUAGAAUUGGGGCAAAAUCUUAUUUCCUGAUACAUUCCAUCAUCUUUGCAAAUACACUCACACCAAGACAGACCCUCACAUGAUGCUGCCACCACUGGACUGGUCAGUUGGUACCUGACACUUAUUAGGUACUCAGGACAAUUGUCAUAAAGCCAUGACUUCUCCAAGCACUGCUUUGUUAUUAAAUUAUUAAAUUACCAGAGACUGAACAGCUGAUGUGUCCCAAGUAAUAGAAACUUCAAGAAGAAGGUUCUUCAGUCUGUUGGAACAAAAUGUUGCUUUUGAACACAAAAUUCUGCACCUCACCACAAAGUUACACUUUUCACCAUGAAGAAUGGUGCUGGCAUCAUAAUGACAUGGUGAAGCUUUUCACAGGAAUGUAAAAUUAAAUUGGUGGAUAAUUUGAUUCAACCUGCCAGAAAACUACCAUAAAUACACAGCAAAGGCGACAGACAAUAAAGUGAAUGUCUGGUAGUGACCAAAUCUAAAUCCAUAAUAUUGUGUUCAUUAUAUGUAGUCAUCCAACUUUCUGUCAGUGUUAUCUAAUCAGGAUAUAUUCUGUAUUUCGCUGUUAUAAAAAAAAAUAGAAAUUUCGAAGUUCAGGCACAUCUAUGUUGGUUGGGGAGGAAUUAAACAAUAUUUCUGGCUAUUUUUUAUUUUUUUUUGCUCGCAUGAUUCUGUUGAGAAAAACUAAGCUAUUAAAUAGUUUGAAGGUCAUUAUCAUAUUUAAAUUUCUAUGGCAUAGAGAGGAAGCAAUACAGGAAGCAAAGUGUAACAAUCUAAGGUUAAUUUAAUCCCACAGCUUAUAAAAAAUCCCCCUAAUUAAACUGUAAAUGAUAAGAGUCGAAUCUUUUCUCCUUCCCUUCACUCCUAGGACAGCAAGACAACCUUUGACUUGUGAGGUUAUUUUCAGGUGGGUUAAAUAAAACGCUGGAAGAAUUCUGGGUGGAAAGAAACUUUUAAAUACUGCAAAAUAACUCUGGUCUUCUCUCUCUAAACAAAGUAGUAAUUUAUCUGCCUUCACUAGCUGACAUAAGGCUAUAAAAUCAGUGUUAUUGUUCCAGCAUGUUGCCAAAGAUCAUUAUGUCAUUUAACCUUAGUUAACUUUGAACCCUUGACAUCUAAAAUCUCUUGACACACCACCCCCUCCUGGCAGGGCUUCAGUCACCAGUGCUGACACACUUACAAAAUAAGAUAAUAAAUGAUAGAAACAUCACAUCAAACGAUGUAUAUAAUGACACACAUGGAUCAAACAUUCAUAUUACCUGGUGCUGCAUUUAAUCAGACAUAUUAAAUGCGUCCGAUUGAGAUCAAGGGAAUAACAUCCUGAUCAGUGAAAGAAAUGAAUAUGCAUAGACUCAAGCACUUCAAGUAAUUUGUCUUUUUACCUUCAGAUUACAUUUUUUUGUCAAAAUAAGUAUCCUGGAUAGAGCUAAAGUAACUACAUGGUGUCUUAACAAUUCUUUACAAUUACAGUUUUUCUAGACUUUGAUCACAUGCCAAAGAAUUUGGGUUCUUCAAGGACAUACGUCUUUUUUAUACAGCCACUUUAUCAUUUUUUUCUGCUCUAGCAAAAGUGAUAGACAAUUGAUAAAAAACUGAUACUCAGGCACAGAUAAACGGCUUGUGAUAUGAAUGUGUUAACGAUAAGCAUCCACUAGACCUAAUCUAGUGUGUCCCAAGCUUGACUCUUGGUUUCAUCACCUCAGUCAAGGUAGAAAGGUCUUCCUUUUGAUAAAAGUGCAGAUAUUGAAGCAUUUAUGUCACACUGAACAAAAACAUAAGGAACUCUAAUAAAAAAGAAGACUGACAAGCUAUCAGGGACAAGAUAGAAAUCCCUGACAAGUGAAGGACUUUAAUCAUCUCUUUGUGGAAAUCACCAAGUACAUUCCCCAACUUAUAGUCAAACGUCCAACAAAGUAUGUGCUUUCACUGGCCUCAGUUUUUUUUUAAUUAAUUUAGAGCAAGUCUUAGCAUUAGUUUAGUCCACAUAUCUGUGUAAGCUCUUAUGUGGUAAUAACUUUAAAUAUCAAAGGUCUUCCUUAUCAGUAAUUGUUUGAUUUAGGUCAAAGACAUUGAAGGACGGGUAUGACCAGCUUAACCAAUGAACAAAGCAGUGAUAGGAAGAGCUUUGGUAACUUGAUUGAAUAGUAUAAUUAAAAAAGAAGAUUAAAUUCAGUCAGAUUUAAUGGUCGAUUAAAAAAAUAUACAUAUUUGCAUCAUUUAGCACUGUGUUUCUCAAAUGAUUGUGCAAACACCGUAGCAACAGGUUGUGUACUUUUGAGGUCAAGCAUAUAACCAGAGGUGAAUACAAGUAGUUCAGUCAGUAGUUUGAAUGAUUUUAUUACUAAGUUUUAUGUUCAAGGCAGUUGAUAUAGCUGGGCAUAUUCUGACUUUCUAACAUGGAAAUCCAAAUCCUGAGCGAUUCAUUCUUUUCAUCUUGAAACGCGUAAACCUUCCGUGCAAAAAUGACAAUGUGUGUUUAAAUCGCGUCUUUGAAUAUCUUUUCUUAUUCUAAAAACAAACUUCAAGUCCAAGUCCUGUUGCACUUUUGUUUUAAAGUAUUUUUGAGUUAUUACGAGGAAGAGCGUUUACCAAGGUGGUUGCAAAAAGUUUAGGAACCAGCUCCACUGAGGGCCCAUCCUUAAAUUUUCCCCCAAUAGUCAGACACAGAACAAAAGUUCACAGGCACACCUGCCGUAAUUUUCCAUUGAUAUGUGAUAGUUUGCUGAACACACAAUGCCACCACCCUAUGUAAACACACACACACACACACACACACACACAAGUUCAGCAAGAAAGCCAAGCAUUCAAUAAUUCAUUAAGUGUUUGCUGUGGAUAAUGCCUUGAAAAAACCUGAGCCUUAAACGGCCACAUCAUCACGCAGACGACGAGAUAAGAGCGUACGCAGCUUAAAAGGAGCACCACACCCGCAGUGGGACACUCCUUUCUGCACAGUGGUCCAGCUCGCCUCAAGCAGUCAACAUGACCUUCAACGGCACCUGGAAGGUUGAUCGCAAUGAAAACUACGAGAAGUUCAUGGAAAAAAUGGGAGUAAACAUGGUGAAGAGGAAGCUGGCCGCUCAUGACAACCUGAAGAUCACCAUCGAACAGACUGGAGACAAGUUUCAUGUGAAGGAGAGCAGCAGUUUCCGCAACAUUGAAAUAAACUUCACCCUGGGAGUCAACUUUGAGUACAGCCUGGCAGAUGGAACUGAACUAUCGGGUGCCUGGACCAUGGAGGGCGACACGCUAAAGGGGGUUUUCAACAGGAAGGACAACGGAAAACAGCUGACAACAAUCAGAACCAUCCAAGGAGAUGAACUCGUUCAGAGCUACAACUACGAAGGUGUGGACGCAAAGAGGAUUUUCAAGAGGAGUUAGACCCCGUCUUCUUUACUAAACAAAUGUGAAUUAUGAAAUUAUGUACAGUAUUGUGUUGAACUGUCACAUACGUCAACAUCCAAAGGUGCCAGAUUUGUGAUGCAUUUUUAUACCUGCAUUAAUAAAAUUAUAACAGCCAGUU